GGAGGUAGGGAAUGGAAUGGCGAGAGAUAUAUCACGAUAUAUAUUACAAACCACCUCGCCUUCAGGGUAAACAUCAUUAUACAGUGGAUAUUAAAACUAAAAGGGAUGAGAGUGACACGUUCAGAAAAUAAUAUGGCAGUACCUGCGAGCGGGUGAGAUGAGGAAACGGUAUGUAGCUAAUAGCCCUAAUCUGUGGGAUAACACAAGGAUUGUUCAUAGCAGUAAACUCUGGGGUAGUAUUCAGCAUGGAUCAGAAAUGAAUGUAUAAGGUUGCGUGUUUUGCUCCUUAUGGGAAUCCAUAGAACAUCAAACAGAUGUCAAACGACUGUACCGGAUGGGGUUUGCGUGUUGGGAGGAUUCGAAGACGCGUACACGUGUCGCUUGAUCUGCGCGCGGAGGUCAAUCUGCAUACAUUUGACUGUAGCAAUGAUUGUAGCCUAUAAGGCGUGUUUCUCAAUUGCAUAUGCUAGUAGUUUACAGUAGUCUACAUUAGGCUAUUAUAACAACAAAUGCGUUAUAAAGGGGGCUUUUGGACACCAGAUUAAUUAAACACGUGGACAGCAAUCCCGAAUUGCUAAAGUGAAUGGACAGCCACAGUGCAAUGAAAACAUCACCAUAGGAAUAAACACAAACAUGGAAAUAAACAACAGACAUUCAAUCAAAUAAUUUAAGAAUUAUAAUCAUAUGAAAACCACUACUGAAGGUGCACUACUUUUAACCUAAAGUACUUUCCAUAAUUGUUAUGCUAUUUCUGUCUAUACAUUUUAAUUUAAUGUGUGUGUUAGCCUACAUUUUAAAAAGUGGGCUACAAUUAAAAUUCGACUAGCCUACUUCAGGCUCCUCUCUAUAGUCCAAUGUAUUAAGGACAUUAGGACAUGCUGGUACCUUCAGGAACUUGCUUCAUUAGCACUUGCUAGAGCAGCUGUUUAGGGUACAGGGCCAGAUGUUAGUUGGGCGGAAUGGGUUUUUGGUUUGUGAGUUGAGCAGACUAGAGGCUUUGUCGCUCUAGUGAAGAGGAGCGAGACGGGAGUGUUCUUGGCCAGUGUACCGCAGGCAGCCAGUGCCACGCGGGAACUCCAUGCCCUGUACCGUACCCUGGAGACACCAGGCGACCACACUGGGGCCACGAGACCAGGUGAUACUACUCCAAAGCACGCGACUCGCGUGUUCCCGCCACUGCCAUGGAUGACUCUGGAAUCAUUCGACGUCGGAGGCUCCAGAAGGAUCUGCCUCUGCCCCGAAAAAGUAGCAGUUGCCGGACCAGUAACCGGAAGAGCCUCAUUCUAACCAGUACAUCACCCACUCUCCCUCGACCACACUCACCUCUCCCUGGACACAUAGGAAGUAGUCCAUUGGACAGCCCAAGGAACUUCUCCCCCAGUGGCCCUGCCCACUUCUCAUUUGCCUCCUCUAGAAGGGCGGACGGUCGAAGAUGGUCCCUGGCCUCUCUCCCCUCCUCUGGUUAUGGCACCAACACACCCAGCUCAACGUCCUCCUCCUCGUCACAGGAGCGGCUGCACCAGCUGCCCUUCCAGCCCACCAUGGAUGAGCUGCACUUCCUGUCCAAGCACUUCGGCAGCACCGAGAGCAUCACCGACGACGACGGGGGCCGCCGCUCGCCACACGUGCGCCCCCGCUCCCGAAGCCUCAGAUUGAUUGUCUAUCACUCUUUUUUGUCAAUCUGCCUCUCUGUCUCUGUCUCGUUCUCUCUCUUCAGCCCGGGGCGCUCACCGUCUUGCUAUGACAACGAGAUAGUAAUGAUGAACCAUGUCUACAAGGAGCGCUUCCCCAAGGCUACAGCCCAGAUGGAGGAGCGUCUGUCAGAGUUCAUCCAGAACUUCUCCCCAGAGAGCGUGCUGCCGCUGGCUGACGGGGUCCUCAGCUUCAUCCACCACCAGAUAGCAGAGCUGUCCAGAGACUGCCUGACCAAAUCACAGGAUGGACUCAUCACAACGGUGUAUUUCUUUGAGCUGCAGGAGAAUCUGGAGAAGAUGCUCAACGACGCCUAUGAGCGUUCUGAGAGCUCUGAGUUGACCUUCGUCACUGAGCUGGUCAAAAAGCUCUUCAUCAUCAUAUCUCGUCCCGCCCGGCUUCUGGAAUGUCUGGAGUUCAACCCAGAGGAGUUCUAUCACCUGCUGGAGGCAGCGGAGGACCACGCCAAGGAGGGACACCUGAUGAAGACGGACAUCCCUCGCUACAUCAUCAGCCAGCUGGGUCUGACCCGGGACCCUCUGGAGGACAUUGUGAGCAUGGACAACUACUAUGACAGUGAAGGUCCCCACACCCCAGAGCCAGACGAUUCUGCAGAGGGGAAGAUGAAAGCCAUGAAGCCGCCAAGUGAAGAAGACUUUCAAACCAUCAAGCUGAUCAGCAACGGAGCAUAUGGUGCGGUGUACCUGGUACGUCACAGGGAGACCCGUCAGCGUUUUGCCAUGAAGAAGAUCAACAAGCAGAACCUGAUCCUGAGGAACCAGAUCCAGCAGGCCUUCGUAGAGAGAGACAUCCUGACCUUCGCUGAGAACCCCUUCGUGGUCUCCAUGUUCUGCUCCUUCGAGACUCGCAGGCACCUCUGCAUGGUCAUGGAGUAUGUUGAAGGGGGAGACUGUGCCACUCUGCUGAAGAACAUCGGGGCGCUGCCCGUGGAACUCACCAAAAUGUACUUUGCAGAGACCGUGCUGGCACUGGAGUACCUACACAACUAUGGCAUCGUGCACCGAGACCUCAAGCCUGACAAUCUUCUGAUCACCUCUAUGGGCCACAUCAAGCUGACCGACUUUGGCCUGUCUAAGAUGGGUCUGAUGAGCCUCACCACCAACCUGUACGAGGGACACAUCGAGAAGGACGCACGCGAGUUCCUGGACAAACAGGUGUGUGGCACCCCAGAGUACAUAGCCCCGGAGGUGAUCCUAAGACAGGGCUACGGGAAGCCGGUGGACUGGUGGGCCAUGGGCAUCAUCCUCUAUGAGUUCUUAGUGGGCUGUGUGCCCUUCUUUGGAGACACGCCUGAGGAGCUCUUUGGACAGGUCAUCACAGAUGACAUAGUGUGGCCUGAUGGAGAUGAGGUCCUGCCUGCUGAUGCCCAGGGACUGAUAUCAACCCUGUUACAGACCAAUCCACUGAUGAGGCUGGGUACAGGGGGAGCGUUUGAGGUGAAGCAGCACUCGUUCUUCUCUGACCUGGACUGGAACAGUCUACUGAGACAGAAGGCAGAGUUCAUACCUCACCUGGAGUCAGAAGAGGACACCAGCUACUUCGACACCCGUUCAGAUCGUUAUCACCACAUCAAUGCGUACGAUGAGGAUGACACCAACGAUGAUGAUGAGCCUGUUGAGAUCAGACAGUUUUCCUCCUGCUCCCCUCGCUUCAGCAAGGUGUACAGCAGCAUGGAGCACCUGUCCCAGUUGGAGCAGAAGGCCCCCUCAGUGACUCGACGGGAACACAAGGGCUCCCGGGAGGACAACAGGGGGAAGAGAGAGAGUCUGGGAAGCUUCCCUAUCAGGGACAAGAGCUGGAGGACCGGUUCACCUGAGAUGAAGCGUCUGUCUGGUUCUGAGUCCCUCUACAUGGACGGUGACUCCAGCCCUCCCCUCGGGGCCCGGCGCCGUUUCUCCGCCCUCAUGGACACGCAUCGCUUCGCCUCACAGCAGGAGGACAACCCGGACCCCCUGACACGCCAGCCCCCUGUCAAGGCCAGGGGGACUUCACUGGAGGUGGCCUCCGUUCCCUCCACACCCCCCUCCACCCCCAGCACCACCCCUGACCCAAAGGAGGAACAUGUAGGAGAGAAACCACCAAGCCCAGGCGAGUCUCUGGGAGCCACGCCCACUCCAUCCACUACUCCUGGACCUACAUCAGCCAAUAGGGAGCUGGGGGCAGGACCUGUGUAUGACCCCCUGGGCCCCCGGGCCACGAAUGACCUGGUCCUCCGCAGGGCGAGACACCAGCAGAUGUCUGGAGACACAGGGGAGAAGAGGAACUCACGGCCUGGCAACAAGGUUAUCAAGUCAGCCUCGGCCACAGCCCUAUCUGUCAUCAUACCUGCAGUAGACCAGUACGUCCACAGUCACAGCUCCCCCUUGGCCAGCCCCAUGUCCCCCCGCUCCCUGUCUUCCAACCCCUCCUCCCGGGACUCGUCACCCAGCCGUGACUACUGUCCGGCCCCUGCCGUCAGCGUGCUGCGCUCUCCCAUCACCAUCCACCGCUCAGGGAAGAAGUACGGAUUUACCCUCAGGGCUAUACGGGUCUACAUGGGAGAUACGGAUGUUUACAGUGUCCAUCACAUCAUCUGGCACGUGGAGGAUGGAGGCCCCGCCCAGGAAGCAGGACUGUGUGCUGGUGACCUCAUCACCCAUGUGAAUGGAGAGUCUGUCCACGGAUUGGUCCACACGGAAGUGGUGGAACUCAUUCUAAAGAGUGGCAACAAGGUGACAGUGACCACCACACCGUUUGAGAACACCUCCAUCAAGGUGGGUCCGGCACGCAAGUCCAACUACAAGUGCAAGAUGGCCCGACGCAAUAAGAGGCCCAUCGGCAAAGAGGGACAAGAGAGUAAGAAGCAUAGCUCCCUGUUUAGGAAGAUCACUAAACAGUCUAACCUGCUCCACACCAGCCGCAGCCUGUCCUCUCUGAACCGCUCUCUGUCGUCCAGUGACAGUCUACCAGGUUCUCCCUCCCACAACCUGUCAGCCCGUUCCCCUACACAGCAGGGAUACAGGUCCACACCUGAGUCCUCCUACCUGGGUGUGUCCUCUCAGAGCAGCUCUCCUGCCUCCAGCACCCCCAACUCCCCUGCCGCCUCCCAGCACAUGCGCCCCAGCUCCCUGCACGGCCUCUCCCCCAAGCUCCACCGCCAGUACCGCUCGGCCCGCUGCAAGUCCGCCGGCAACAUCCCCCUCUCCCCCUUAGCCCACACACCAUCCCCCACCCAGUCCUCCCCUCCCCCACUCCCGGGCCACACCAUCGGUAGCUCCAACACCACCCAGACCUUCCCUGCCGGGGCAAAGCUCCACUCAUCACCACCCGUGGUCCGCCCCAGGCCCAAGUCCGCCGAGCCGCCCCGUUCCCCACUCCUCAAGAGGGUCCAGUCGGCAGAGAAGCUCACCUCGCCGCUGUCUCAUUCCCAGUCGUCGAGUGGUGGGGUGGGAGGACCUCUGAGGAAGCACAGCCUGGAGGUCCAGCACUCUGACUUGUACCGCAAGGACCAGUUCCACUGUUGCGAGCUGGGGCUCCAGAGUUUGUUGGAGACGGAAGGGGAGAAUCUACCACCUCUGAACCCCCCACUGCUGCCCUCCGCCCCAGGCUCCCAGGGUUCAUCUACAGGGGCAACUACCACGACACCAGAGACGGGGGUGCUCAAGCCGAUGAGGAAGUUAGGGAGGCAAGAGUCACCGCUGAGUAGGGAUACACUGCUGGCUGGUAGGGAGAGGGAAAGAGAGAGAGAGAGGAAGAGAGAGAGAGAAAGAUCGAGGGAGAGGGUGGGAGAGAUCAUUAUGGCUUAUAGCAACAGGACAACAACCGUCCCAGAGAGGUCACCUAACCGAGGAGGAGGAGCCACAACAGAUAAUCACCAAUCAUUAGUUAGAAAACCCUCAACCAGUGAGCAUACCUUUAGCCCUCAGAGUAGCCCCACCUACAGAGCCCAAUCCAGCCAAUCGCCAAAUCUGGAUUCCAUCAAAACUACAAGUCCCAUUACUCCCACUGGGUCACCAGGUAUCUUUAGGGGCCACCCAGAAGGAGCAGAGAAGAGCCACCGUCAGACAAACAUGUCUAUCAAGCAACAGAGCCUCCGAACGGCCGUGAGUACAAGCCCUCUCAGCCAAGACUCCCAGGAGAAUUACGGAGAGGACAGAACGGAACCAAAGCUAAAUGGAGACACCAAGGUGUGUCCUCCUCCCAGGCCCAGCAUGCCCUGUGGGGGCCCUCUAGGGAGAGGCACUAGUCCAGACAGAGGCAUGGGUAUGGGUGGAUCAUCAAUAACGUCAGGGUCUACAGGUAUGUUCAAGGCUAGUAGUAAACCAUCAGGAAUAGUAGGAGAGAGCCUGAGAAAGAAUGGAGCCGAGAACAAUGGCUCUCCAAGAACUUCAGAACUGGGGUUGAGAAGCCCCAAAAGCCCCAAACCUCCAGCCAGGGCCCUGGCUCCAGCUGUCCCACCCCACGGACAACCCCUCUCCCUGGGCAAGGUGAGGCAGGGCCUGGGGCCUGUCAACUGCUACCGAGGGACCCUGGACUGGGAGGAUAAAUGUCGGUUGGAGGUAGUGGAAGAACACUCUCCAUCCCCUUCCCCCUCCCCCACAGGCGUCACCCCCUCGCUUUGCGCACCCUCCUUCUGUCCAGGCAGGUCCAGGCCUGUUUCCCCCGGCGACAAGACCAGCUUUGUCACCCAGCUGACCAGUGCCGCUAAAUUAGUCCUGGGGCCUAUAAAGGGGUCAAUGGUGUCCCAGUCCCAGGAGGGGCCCAAGGGGAAGGAGCUGAAAGACAUGCCCAAGCCGGGUGAGGAGAAGCAAGGUGCCUCGGCAGGAAAGUCUGAGGCUUCGUCCGGACUCGGAGUCCGGAUGGUUGGCGGUGGCACCACAGUGGCCCAAAGUCCAGCUAACUCUGUUCCUCAGUCUGAUAAGGCGAACACAGGUAGCCACCCCCCCAAAUUGUAA
Oncorhynchus mykiss (rainbow trout) is the source of this 6647-nucleotide messenger RNA. The record is from RefSeq and is a predicted model, not a curated record. NCBI's taxonomy places the organism in Eukaryota, Metazoa, Chordata, Actinopteri, Salmoniformes, Salmonidae.